CUAACCGGUUCGCAGUGUCAUCACGUGCGGUGGAGCUUUCUUUUAUCAAGCUUUGGGGGCAAAAAGCUUGUUGGCCGCCACCGAAAAGCUCAAUUAUUCAAGUUUUUGGGGCGAAAAGUUUACCUCCAAUAUAAUUCAAUGAGAUACAUUGAACCCCCGAGUUGAAGACAAUUUGAUAAACUCUAAAGCUAACGCAAUUAAAAUUUGAUACCAAGCUCUUGGUGGCGUAAAAAUGUAGAAAUGCUCCGGGCACUGCACUUGUCUUCUCAAGACGGGCCACACGUCGUAUACUUGAUGGCAUGCAGCAUAUGCUUACAUACAUACAUGUAUGCCAACGGCAAAGCCAACAUCGAGAAUUUAAUUAACUUGAAAGGAUUCACUCCGUCACAAAUCACUGAAAUCAAGGUAAAGCCUUAAUUACAUGGGUCUUUAAUACGUGUGCUGACAUCUGAUUGAUUGCGAUAUAAAGUAUUUAUGGUGGUGUCAAGGGGCAUUAAGUAAACAGUUGAAAAUGGAGCGGUCGGUGUCAACUAGGUCGAAAAGGCAGGGAUCCUCUGUGUUCCUGCUCAAGAGUUUUGGCAGGAGUCUGCGGCAAUUCCUUACCCAGACUAGUCUGCACGGCCUUAAAUUUGUGGGUGAUUCCAAUCUCAACAGUUGGGAGAGAUCAUUCUUCUUUGGCUCCUUUGUAACCGCUCUUACAAUCACAGUCCAUCUUAUAUCAAAUAUCUAUGUCAAGUGGAACAGCACUCCGGUUAUAAUUGGCAUCAGCCCACAAGCCACCUCCAUUUUAAAAGUACCCUUUCCCGCCGUGACCAUUUGCAAUAUGAACCAAGUGCAAAGGAGUCUGGUGGCCAAUUAUAGAGAGGGCUCCAACGAGAGCACUCUUUUAAAGCUAUUGUGCGAAUCGGAUAGCUGGCAAUCCAAUGAGUUUAAUGAAGAGCUUGAUGGUUUAACUUUCGCGGGGAACAACUUGAGGAUAUCCGAUUUUGUCUCAAAUCAUUCGCAGUCCUGCGAGAGAAUGUUGCUCUUCUGUAGAUUCAGUGCCAUUGAGCGAAACUGUUCGCAUUUGUUUCAACAGAUCCUGACAGAUGAGGGCCUGUGCUGCGCCUUUAACUUUCAGCCGCCUGAAUUUCUCUACAAGCCAUUUGCCAAUAACCCUCGGAACUUGACGAACCCAGAUGGGUUUGAAAAUGUUCAGUGGGAUCCGGAGGCAGGUUAUCCUGAGAAAUUGCCCCCUAAGUUUUAUCCAGCUGCAUCGAGUGGAACUGGUAUCACUUUGGGAUUUACAGCUGUACUAGAUGCUGAAAUGAGUGAAUAUUACUGCUCCUCCACUAAUGGACCAGGUUUUAAGGUAUAUUUUCACAAUCCCGUUGAGGUGCCUAUGGUGAAGGAGGCCGGUUUGAUUACAGCCCUUGGCUAUGAGACCAAUUACCGUAUCGAAAUGGUGCGAGCCGAGGCUGUUCCGGCCAUUCGUUCGAUAUCCCGCGAUGGUAGGCAGUGUCUGUUCAAUGACGAGAAGGAGCUGAUCUUCUAUAGGUUGUAUACGAGGCUCAACUGCGAGAACGAGUGUCUUGCCGCCUACCUAUACGAAACUUGCUCCUGCAUCCCAUUCGACUAUCCGCAGAUCUAUAGCAACGCCAGUACCUGUAGCAUGCUGGACACCUUCUGUGUGAGGAGGGCCCAAAGAGCGGAGAAUCGUCCCAGUUGGGUGCAGUGCCGAAAACAGUGCCUGCCCAGCUGCUUCGAUCUCAACUAUUUGGCCAGUGGCUUCGCCUUCCCGCUUGCCUCCGAAAACUUUCAGCUGGCUAACGCAAUGGUGGAGCGCAUAAACAAGUCCUAUCUGAGUGAGAACAUAGCCGUGAUAAAUGUCUAUUUUCGGGAGUCCGUCUAUUACGGAAAUACCAAGAAUGCCUACGUGGGACUGACCGAGUUUCUAUCCAAUGUCGGUGGUGUAAUGGGCCUGUUUAUGGGUUUCAGCGUCAUCUCUCUGGCGGAGAUCCUAUACUUCCUAAUCCUAAAACCCCUUGCGGAGCUUUUCGUUUGGAAGAGGUCCUCCCAUGUUGAUUUGGAUAAAAGCCUCAAACAUAACGCCUUCGCUAUAGAACAACCAAAUACUUCAAAUAACCCCAUCCUAUGGCAUACAAGGGAACUAUAUCCCAAAGGAAUAUCAUUAGAAGCAUUCGAAAGGGGUAGAAAAAUGAAAGUAAGCAAAUUAAUAAAUAAUUCCUUGAAACAUUAAACUUCACAGAAAAGAAUUUAUUUAUAUGUAAUCACAAAGUACGAAUACACGUGUUUUCUGCCAUGUCAUGCAUAUCACUGCGUGACCAGUAAUAAAAUACAAGGGGUAAACAAUAUGACUGUAGGUUUUUCACAAAAAAAUAAAGGAAUAAUUGAUUUGAAACAUGAACUGA
This is a messenger RNA of Drosophila suzukii, 2411 nucleotides long. RefSeq names its product pickpocket 12 (gene ppk12). Gene Ontology annotation, cellular component: plasma membrane. The record is from RefSeq and is a predicted model, not a curated record. Gene Ontology annotation, molecular function: ligand-gated sodium channel activity. Gene Ontology annotation, biological process: sodium ion transmembrane transport. Lineage: Eukaryota; Metazoa; Arthropoda; Insecta; Diptera; Drosophilidae.